AUGUGGACGGGAGGAUCGCGGCGCGAUGCUAGCGAGAUUACAACAGCGAUUGCCAGCCGAGUCGCAACAGAUGCGGAUUCGGCAUUUGCUCGACGUCUGGGGAAGUCGAAUGGCCUAAGCGACGCUAGAUCGGAGCCUACUCCACUGAAGAAAACCUCAAUUAUCGCCGAAAACAUCGAAAUCUUUAGCGACCCGGUCGACAUUGGCAUGUUCGGAUGCUUCACCCAACCGUUUGACUUCUUUAGCUCAAUAACCCCCUCAAGGAGAUCCACCUGCCUGCCGGCUGCGGACAUGUCUCUUCACCCUCUUGGCCGUGUUCCAUCCCCAACCCUCAAGUUCGCCUCACACCAACCAAUGCGCCUCGUGUUGACAUAUCGGCAGGAAAACCUCACCCUUUACAUUCCAGCAUAUUUUGAGGCCUCUUAA
Messenger RNA from Clonostachys byssicola, 426 nucleotides. NCBI's taxonomy places the organism in Eukaryota, Fungi, Ascomycota, Sordariomycetes, Hypocreales, Bionectriaceae. The record is from the annotation of a GenBank genome assembly.